UUCCCUGUCUCCCUGGCCGAUGGAUUCCAGGGGCUUCCUCUCCCUGCGCUGCCUGCUGGUCCUCGCCCUGGCGUCCAAGCUGAGCUGUGGGACAGGUGAGAGCUUGAUGAAUUGCCCAGAAGUCCCUGGGAAGUUGGGAAGCAGUUUGCAGCUGUCCUUGGCAUCCGAAGGGAUAAGCAAGAGGAUGAACAAGAGCAUCCACAUCCUUGUCACAAGGGCGGAAUCACCGGGAAACAGUAUCAAGAAGAAAAUAGUGUCUCUGGAUCUGCCAGAAGGGGGGUCUCCACGCUACCUGGAAAAUGGCUAUAAAUUUCAUCUGGAAAACCUGACCCUGAGGAUCCUGGAAAGCAGGAGGGAAAAUGAAGGCUGGUACUUCAUGACCCUGGAGGAGAACUUUUCAGUUCAACACUUUUGUCUGCAGCUGAAGCUCUAUGAGCAGGUCUCCACUCCAGAAAUUAAGGUGUUGAACUGGACCCAGGAGAAUGGGAACUGCAGCAUGAUGCUGGCCUGCGAAGUGGAAAAGGGGGACAAUGUGGUUUACAGCUGGAGUGAGAAACUGGGGAUUGACCCACUGAUCCCAGCCAACAGUUCUCACCUCUUGCACCUCAGCCUCGGCCCUCAGCAUGUCAACAACGUCUAUGUCUGCACCGUGAGCAACCCCGUCAGCAACCGCUCAUGGUCCUUCAACCCAUGGUCCAAGUGCAGGCCAGAGUCUUCGGUGCCAAGACAAUGGAGACUGUAUGCUGGGCUCUUCUUAGGGGGUAUCGUUGGUGUCAUCUUGAUUUUCGAAGUGGUAUUACUGCUGUUGAGAAGAAGAGGUAAAACAAAUCAUUACAAGCCAACAAAGGAAGAAAAAAGCCUUACCAUCUAUGCCCAAGUCCAGAAAUCAGGUUCUACUCAGAAGAAACCUGAUCCCUUGCCAGCUGAGGACCCCUGCACCACCAUUUAUGUUGCUGCCACAGAACCUGUCCCAGAACCUGCCCCAGAACCUGUGCAGGAACCACAUUCUAUCACGGUCUAUGCCAGCGUGACGUUCCCAGAGAGCUGACACCACAGGCUCAGUGAAGGGACUUUCUGAAG
Molecule: messenger RNA, 1080 nt
Organism: Canis lupus familiaris (dog)
Lineage: Eukaryota; Metazoa; Chordata; Mammalia; Carnivora; Canidae
Gene: SLAMF1
Product: signaling lymphocytic activation molecule family member 1
Biological process (GO): lymphocyte activation
Cellular component (GO): cell surface; membrane
Molecular function (GO): signaling receptor activity
Source: RefSeq, marked provisional